GACAUCUGAGAGUGUUGGAAUAAAUUUACAGAAGAAUGGCAGCUUCUCUCCACCUUCAUUUGGUCAGCCCUCUCCUCAAUACGAAGAGAAAGGUAUGAAGAAAUCAGCAAGAGGAUCAGAGGAUCUGACAGAAGCCUUUUUGCAGUGCAGUUCUCUUCCUGCUACUGGAGUAACACAGACAGAAGCCAUCAAAACUGAUCGACAGCAAGUAGAGAAAGAAAUCCAAAUUCACAAUGGAAAAAAACCGUAUUGUUGUCAUGAAUGUGGUAAGUCGUUCUUUAGGAGAAGUGAACUUCAGAGGCACAGAAGAAUCCACACAGGAGAAAAACCUCAUUGCUGUUCAGAAUGUGGUAAGUCGUUCUCACGUAUAAGCAGUCUUCAGAUACACAGAAGAAUCCACACUGGAGAAAAAUCUCAUUGUCCAGACUGUGGUAAGUCGUUCUCACGUGUAAGCAGUCUUCAGAUACACAGAAGAAUCCACACAGGAGAAAAAUCUCAUUGUCCAGAAUGUGGUAAAUCAUUCUCAACGAGAAGCAGUCUUCAGAACCACAGAAGAACCCACACAGGAGAUAAACCUCAUUGUCCAGAAUGUGGUAAGUCCUUUUCAACGAGAAGCAGUCUUCAGAACCACAGAAGAAUCCACACAGGAGGUAAACCUCAUUGCUGCUCAGAAUGUGAUAAGUCGUUCUCACGUAUAAGCAGUCUUCAGAUACACAGAAGAUUCCACACAGGAGAAAAAUCUCAUUGCUGCUCAGAAUGUGGUAAGUCAUUCUCAUGGAAAAGUGAACUUCAGACGCACGAAAGAAUCCACACAGGAGAAAAACCUCAUUGCUGUUCUGAAUGUAAUAAGUCAUUCUCACGUACAAGCAGUCUUCAGAGACACAGAAGAAUCCACACAGGAAAAACAUCUCAUUGUCCAGAAUGUGGUAAGUCGUUCUCAAUGAGAAGCAGUCUGCAGAAGCACAGAAGAAUCCACACAGGAGAAAAACCAUAUUGUUGUAGAGAAUGUGGUAAGUCAUUCUCAAGGAGAAGCAGUCUUGAGGUACACAGAAGAAUCCAUACAGGAGAAAAAGCUCAUUGCUGACAAGAAUGUGCCAAACAAUUUUCUUACAAAUGUCGUUUUCAAACGCACACAGAAAUUGAUACUGGAGAGAAGGCAUAUUGCUGUUCUCAAUGUGGAAAAAGGUUUUAAACAUUAGCUCUUUUCAACUAAACACACAAACUCCAACUAAAGCGAAAAUGCAGUAUGUAUGUUCUGAAUGUGGCAAAUGUUAUACAAGCCAGAAAAGUCUUUAUCCAAAUGCCAAAAUCCAUACUGAAGAAAAAUUUCAUUGCUGUUCUGUAUGUGAGAAACGAUUCUUAUAUUUAAGCGUACUUCAGUGCCACAUCCGAACUCACACUGGAGAUAAACCUUAUCGUUGUCCUGAAUGUGAUAAGCAUUUCUCACAACAAAGCACCAUAAAAAGUCACAUCAGAUGUCACACAGGAGAGAAACGUCACCUUUGCUUGUAAUGUGGCAAACAAUUCUCAUAUCUAUUUCUCUGUAUAAGCAUACUAAAAGUUAUACUGGAGAGAAGCCUUACAGUUGUACUGAAUGUGGAAUGUGAUUCUCAUAUAACAGUUCUCUUCACAGUCAUACAGUAAUUCAUUCCAGUAAGAAACAAUGCUGUUCUGACUGUGGCAAGCUUUUCUCAGACAGCAUGACUCCUAAAGAUCACAUGAGAAUUCACUCUGGAGACAAACCUUAUUGCCAGAAUGUGGCAAACCUCAGAUCAACAUUAAAUUCACACUGGAAUACAACACAUAUUUCACAAACAGCAAGAAUCCUCUUCAAGAACUUAUAGGUGCAAGAAAAUACCUCAUUGUUUUCCUGAUUGUGGUUAACGCUUUUUAGACAGCAGUGUACUUUAUAGUCAUAAAUGACUGGCCUACUUCUGGUAAGCCUCUUCGCUGUUCUGAAUGUUGAAAGUGGUCCUCCUGUAUCAUCCUUCAUCAGCAACACGUAAGAUUUCAACUAUUCUGCAACUACUUCAACAAAGCAGGGACCGAUCAUCUCUGCACCAGUGCAUAAGAUGGUGAACAAUACAAACACCAGACAACAGAAUGAGGUAGCAACAGAACUGUGCGGUGAUAACUUCAUUCACAGAACACAACUGAAAAAGUUCAAUGUAACAAUGAAAAAAUGGAGAAGUCAAAUCAAAUCUACAGUGCAGUGCCAACUACCAGGAUGUGCCACUGACAACAAGGGAAAUAUUUUUGUUUUGGAACUUUGGAGAUGGGGCCUUAUCUGAGGAGCAAUGAACUUGUACCGUCUCAGGGAUGUCAUCUGAUGGCUGACGCCUGGGCUGAGUGCAGACAGCCGUUCUUAACCCUGAUAAUGAAGAAGUCAUUUAGUGAUGUCAGCUGACAGUCAAUGCAGUCCAAUCAGAUACUGGGGAGGGGGACAGGACACUAAAAAGAGAGCCGUCACAUGACAGACCAAUAUAGAGGGGCUUUAUAGGUCUUUUACUGUAAUUUAGGUUAUCAUUUAUAAACGAUAAGAGUCUUUACAAACCAAACACAUUUAUCGGCUGGGUGUCAAGGGUGAGUCCAAAAGUGGGAAUUUAGGAAGAUCGAAAUACAAAUAAAAUGAAACAUUCAGGGAUCAAAGGGAAAUGUUUAAGACCUGAAGAGGGCGUCACAACAGCAUGCUAGGGUUAGCAUGGGGGACCACAGAAUAUCAAUUAAUGUAUUGAAGGAAUAUUAUUUAAAAUAAUAAUUUUAUGAGAAUUGGGACACCAUAAUGAAUUCAGAACACGGUGAAAAUGAAACACACAGGGAUCUCUGCUGCCCCAGCUGAUAAUUUAACCUAAAAUUAUAACAGAUGUUACUUUGCUCCAUGUCAGUAUAUCCUGGGUGGUUUGUGAAGGACGCUAUAUACUCUGUAUGUUUUGGUUCAAGUUUCAGUUUGAGUUCAGAACCUCCUUCAUAUCAAUACCUAAGACAACGUUUCUUCAUGUUGAGACUACAAGCUGAAGGCCACAGGACCUCAGUAAACUCCAACAGCAGGUUGGACGAUUAGAAAGCUCUGCUUUGAGAGAGUGUCAGCUACACAAAGCUUCGGCUUCAUUUCCAUUGCAGAAAACUCCAAAAAGCAGAAGGGGCCCCUUCAGUACCCCCACCACUGAACAUCAAAUUUGACCACCUCACUACACGGUGUUGGUUCACUCAGCAUGGACUUUCUGUAUUUUGCAAGUUUAUGUUUCUUUAUUUGGCCACACUCUUUUUACAUUUCAUUUCAUUGAUGUUCUCAAAUGUGUGAGUAUAGUUUGACUCUUACAAGGUCUUAUCCAAAAGGGUACAUUGGCCAUGAAAUGCAAGAAGGUAGAAAAAUAUAAAAAGUGGAGCCCACAAAAUUUGGAGGUGACAUCGAUGAAAUACGCUCAGUGGCAGAGGUGACGUGGACAAAAUCAGAAAGGAAAGCACAGAAAAGGCAGGUACCAACUGAAAACAAAAGAAGAAAGCUGAUUGGUGGGGAGAACUGUCAGUCACUCCUGAGUGGACUGUUGAAGACAGCUGUGGCAUGCAGACUUCAAAGUUCAUGUGUUUUUGAUGUCAAAUCUCUGACUAUGCACUGAAUAAGUCUGUUAUUUAUCAGUUGGCAUCUUCUAAAACUGUAAUUUCAUCACAAAGAUCACACAAACACGUAAUGUGGCAUUUGUGAUCAAUCACUUUUGUUGGUUUUUAUGGCACCAUUCUUCAGCCCUGUACUGUAUAGAGUGCCACUUCCACAUCGGCAACCCCACUGCACCCCAUAGCACAUUUGAGUUUGGUACAGGAGCACAAAGUGGAUGGCACUCUGAGAAGGACAGACUUGUAAGACGUGAACAAAGCCAGCUGCCCUCCCUCGUCUGUCUUCAUUCAGAAGGACUCACCUGAGUGGUGGGAUUGUUCUGCGGCGCUCCUGUUAGCCAACAUUUCAUCAGCUUGCUUUCUGUGUUUCAUCUGAUAACCAGCAGAGUUAAUCAAAGAUGAGCCAGGCCUGUUACAAUGUGAACGUUCUUGACAUUU
Molecule: messenger RNA, 4050 nt
Organism: Polypterus senegalus (gray bichir)
Lineage: Eukaryota; Metazoa; Chordata; Cladistia; Polypteriformes; Polypteridae
Product: zinc finger protein 525-like
Exons: 2
Coding region: 95-1084 (329 amino acids)
Biological process (GO): regulation of transcription by RNA polymerase II
Molecular function (GO): RNA polymerase II cis-regulatory region sequence-specific DNA binding; DNA-binding transcription factor activity
Source: RefSeq, a predicted model, not a curated record